UACCACAUUGGGCGCUUACGUUCGUGUUUCAAUCAAGUGCGUAGAGAUUGUCAAAGAUGCAAGAUUGCAAGCGCCGAACCAAACCCUCCAAUCAUGGCUGAUCUGCCUCCUGGUCGACUAGCGGCUUUCGAACGUCCGUUUACGCAUACUGGAGUCGACUACUUUGGUCCCAUCCAAGUAGCGGUCGGUAGACGAAUCGAGAAACGGUGGGGAAUGUUAGCAACCUGUUUGACUGUUCGAGCGAUACAUAUCGAAGUAGUGUAUUCGUUGACUACUAGCUCUUGCAUCAUGGCAAUCCGGAACUUCGUCGCUCGACGUGGUCAACCUCGUAAGUUCUACAGCGACCGUGGAACAAACUUCAUUGGCGCAGAACGAGAGCUGGAAAGACUCGGCGAAGUAGUCGAUCACGACGAGAUCAUAAAAGAGCUCACUUCUUCCGUAGGCGAAUGGACGUUUAAUCCUCCGCUAGCUCCACAUAUGGGAGGGAGCUGGGAACGGUUGAUACGAACCGUUAAGAAUAACCUGAUGGUGGUUUGCUCGACCAAGACUCCGUCCGACGAAGUUCUUCGCAAUCUGUUGACCGAAAUCGAGAACAUAGUGAAUUCUCGCCCGUUAACGCAUGUGCCGGUAGACGAUGACUCUGCUCCGGCUCUAACUCCGAACCAUUUUCUACUCGGUUCAUCCAACGGUACGAAGCCACUGGUCACUGCAGACGAUAGUGGGAUAGCUUUGAAGCAGAACUGGUGCACUUCGCAGAUCUUGGCAAACAUGUUCUGGAAACGGUGGGUGAGUGAUUAUUUACCAGAAAUUACACGUAGGACAAAAUGGUUCAUGCCGGUGAAACCCAUCGUUGCUGGAGAUAUAGUACUUAUCGUCGACCCAAAGAUGCCCCGGAACUGUUGGCCAAAGGGAACAGUCAUCAGUACUAUCAUCAGCCGCGACGAUCAGGUGCGGUCCGCAACCGUAAGAACGGCCACUGGUAUCUACGAACGCCCAGCAUCAAAGUUGGCAGUACUGGAUGUUCAGCGCGUCAAGCAGUAAGCCAACCAGAAGUUGUCGUACCCUGGGGGGAGUGUUGCCUAUUCUAUUAGGUCAGCGCGCCCACUAUCUGCAUCACCAACUUUGACGCCAACAGUAAGGAUGGCAACCUUGCGAACGGGCACCAUGGAGCGAGUCUCCGCGCGUCUCAGGAAAAUAGACUCUAGUGCCCAGUUGUCACAUCGAGUGAGUAAGCACAAUCUGGACAUAAGGAAAAAAAACACAUACUUAACUCUAUAGCUACAUGACAUUGAACUUAAAAUUAGUGAACUAAAUCUAUUGCUUAAAAUUAAUGAACUACAUCUAGUGCUUAAUAUUAGUGAAGUUAAUUUAGUGCUAAAAUAUUUAAUCUACGUAUUCAACGCAAAAACGCACUGAUAGUAAAGCUACUUCCAUACGGAAGUCUAUGGUUGAUUGAAGGUUGCCUCAAAGCCACCGAUUGAAAUAGGAUAGACGUUAGAAGGGAACUAAACGUGAGUAAUAAUAAUAAUAUCAUCAUUUAUUCUAUAACUUUACCUAAAUAAUUACAAGUGAAAUAGAAACGAAAUAAUGUUAAACUUAUUACUUGUAGGAAAAUUAUAUCUCUCUAGAACCGGAUCGUGC
Messenger RNA from Topomyia yanbarensis, 1641 nucleotides. RefSeq lists its product as uncharacterized. The record is from RefSeq and is a predicted model, not a curated record. Bases 94 to 1041 code for a protein of 315 amino acids. Gene Ontology annotation, molecular function: nucleic acid binding. The transcript has 2 exons. Gene Ontology annotation, biological process: DNA integration. Lineage: Eukaryota; Metazoa; Arthropoda; Insecta; Diptera; Culicidae.